AUGCAGUAUGUUUCAUGCGAAAAGACACUGGAAGUGCUCGACGCUAAUUUGGACACAGCGGACCAGAGCCUCCCAGACGUCGUAUACUCAUACACCAGCAAUCUCUGGCAAUGCUGCGGCACGGAUGAGAACAAUGCAGUGACCUGCGGAACGCCUACUUCACAAACCUUCAACGCUCCUCCACCGGCCCAGCUCAGAGCUGCAUUCUCCUCGAGCGCGUCCUUAAGCACGGGCUCAACAACGAGCACGUCUUCUCCGAGCUCUUCCUCUAUACUGACUGCCAACGCCUCGGCAACCUCAUCCUCUGAGGGCACCCAGGCAUCAGAAAGCGGCAGUGACUCAGGGCUAAGCGGAGGCGCAAUUGCGGGAGUAGUGAUUGGUGCUCUUGCCGGAAUUGUAUUGGUGGCUGGUUUGGCUUUUUGGCUUGGUCGAAGGCGAAGACGGAUUCGCAAUUCCCCAGCACACGGGACGCCAGAUGCUAAUAUGCUUCUGAAUACGUACGCCAACCAUAAGCCCGCCCUUAAGCCAUAUUCCGAUCGCCCAGCACAGGAACUUCAUUCAAUGCACACUACAGAGCUCCAGGGCGAGAGCUAG
Molecule: messenger RNA, 594 nt
Organism: Endocarpon pusillum Z07020
Lineage: Eukaryota; Fungi; Ascomycota; Eurotiomycetes; Verrucariales; Verrucariaceae
Exons: 1
Coding region: 1-594 (197 amino acids)
Source: RefSeq, a predicted model, not a curated record